This is a messenger RNA of Penicillium chermesinum, 942 nucleotides long. RefSeq lists its product as uncharacterized. The transcript has a single exon. Bases 1 to 942 code for a protein of 313 amino acids. Lineage: Eukaryota; Fungi; Ascomycota; Eurotiomycetes; Eurotiales; Aspergillaceae. The record is from RefSeq and is a predicted model, not a curated record.
AUGGCCCCUGUCCUACGAGAGGUUACCCAGACCAUCACCGAGGGCUACACCACAAUCGGGACUGUUGCUCCUCUGAGGAAUAUUGGCACAAGGCCAACGGCCAAUUACACCAACGGUACUCUUCAAGAUCGUUCAGUGACGGUUCUCGCAGAUAGCACCGCCGCCACCCCUACAGAUACCCGUAUAAUUCCUACGGGUGGCCGUGAUGAUCUUUCGGGCGCUGCUAAAGGUGCCAUUGUUGGAUCAGUAUUAGGAACUGCUUUUCUCAUCGCCAUGGUAUUCCUAUUCGUUUCAUUUCGUCGCCGCCCUUCCGGGCGGAGGUCAAGCAAAGGAUCCUCGAAACGCAAGUCGGUUUCGAGCAAGGAAUUGGACUUAGAAAGCUCGCCUCCGAGUUCACCGGUAUCUCUACCUCCACCUCCGCCUCCAGAUCCUGAGCCUGAUCCUAAGCCUGAACCUGAGCCUCCAUUGGCUCCUGAUCCACCACCUACUGAACCCGACCCCGAGCCCGAACCCAACCCGGAACCUCCAGCAGAGGCGGAUGCAGAGCCAGGACCCGCCCCAGAACCCGAAUCAGAGCCAGAAGUCCCAAAGGAGCCUAAGCCCGAAGGCGAGGCAAGCACUGCCGAAGCUGAGCCUGAAGCAAAUAAAGAGCCAGUAGCAGACCCUGAAUCCGAACCAGCCCAAGAGCCCGAGCCCACGCCCGAGCCAGAACCCGAACCAGAAGCAGCACCUGCCCCUAAUCCUGAGCCCGAGCCCGAGCCCGAACCACCAGCCGAACCUGAGCCGGCACCAGAGCCGGCGCCAGAGCCUCAAAUCAUCGAGCCUAAGAAGCCAGUGAGGACUGUUUACAAGAAGCGGAAGCGGAAGAUACCCCCAAGGGUCGACACCUGGCCCGGCGAAGGACCUACGUACGUCCAGCGACCAUCGAGGCGCAAGAAGUGA